This is a messenger RNA of Penicillium pulvis, 1254 nucleotides long. Its product is annotated as translation initiation factor eIF5. NCBI's taxonomy places the organism in Eukaryota, Fungi, Ascomycota, Eurotiomycetes, Eurotiales, Aspergillaceae. Gene Ontology annotation, cellular component: cytosol. Gene Ontology annotation, molecular function: translation initiation factor activity; GDP-dissociation inhibitor activity; eukaryotic initiation factor eIF2 binding. The record is from RefSeq and is a predicted model, not a curated record. Bases 1 to 1254 code for a protein of 417 amino acids. Gene Ontology annotation, biological process: formation of cytoplasmic translation initiation complex; translational initiation; formation of translation preinitiation complex. The transcript has a single exon.
AUGGCUACCGUCAACAUUCGCCGGGAUAUCUCCGAUCCCUUCUAUCGCUACAAGAUGGAGAAGCUGCAGUCCAAGAUUGAGGGCAAGGGUAACGGUAUCAAGACCGUUAUUGUCAACCUGAACUCUGUCGCCCAAUCCCUCAGCCGUCCCCCUGCCUACGUCAUCAAAUACUUCGGUUUUGAACUCGGUGCCCAGGCCAAUGCCAAGCCCACUGACGACCGUUGGAUCAUCAACGGUGCCCACGACGCGAACAAGCUCCAGGACUACCUGGAUGGAUUUAUUACCAAGUUCGUGCUCUGCAAGAAGUGCAAGAACCCCGAGACCGAUGUCAUCAUCAAGGAUGAGACCAUCACUCUGGACUGCAAGGCCUGUGGCCAGCGUUGCACUGCUGACCCCCGCCUGAAGCUGAGCACCUUCAUUGUUCGCAACCAACCCAAGCCGGGCAAGAAGGAAAAGAAGGACAAGAAGGCCCGCCGUGAGGCCAAGAAGGAGAGACAAAACAACGGCGAGGAUGUCAGCCCCGCUGACAGCAACGGCUCCGAAAAUGGCGAAGAGGAAAACGGUGAUGAGGCUCUUGAGGCUGGCAGCGACGAUGAGCUCGUCCGCCAGGCCAAGAACCUCCAAUUGGAGGAGGAUAUCAAGGACGACGACUGGGCUGUUGACGUUUCCGAGGAGGCUGUCAAGGCUCGCGCCAAGGAUCUCCCUGAUGACCUUAAGCGCGCUGUCGUCAUCGAGGAUGCCGACGCUGAUGAGGCCGAUGGUCCUUCGUCCUACGAGCAGCUGGGUCAAUGGAUCAUCGAAACUGCCGAGGAGGUUGGCAGUGUCACCAAGGUCUCCGAUGUUGACAUUUACAAGAAGGCCAAGGACUUCGGUAUCGAGACUAAGCACAAGACUCUCGCCGUUCUCGCUCAGAGCAUUUUCGACGAGAAGAUUACCAAGCAAAUCGAGGCCCGUGCCCCAUUGCUUAAGAAGAUGAUCACUUCCGACCGCCACGAGAAGGCCUUCCUUGGCGGUACUGAGCGCUUCGUCGGACAGGACCACCCUGACCUGAUUCCUCAGAUCCCUGCCAUCCUUCUUGCCUACUACCAGCACGACCUUGUGUCUGAGGAAACCCUCAAGGCCUGGGGCGCUAAGGCUAGUAAGAAAUACGUUGACAUGUCGAUCAGCAAGAAGAUUCGCAAGUCUGCCCAGCCCUUCCUGGAGUGGCUUGAGACUGCGGAGAGCGAGGAUGAGAGCGACGAAGACAGCGAAUAG